UGACCCCGUGGGGGCUUAGGCCCCACUGCCAGGCUCACAGGGCAGCGGCAACCAUGGGGACACGUGGCAUGUCUCGGCCAGCAGGGGGCAGGGACAUGCUGCCCGUCUGUCCUUGCGCAGGCUUUAGCUUGCCCCCUGCCCCGAGCCCCCGCCGAGGUCCACAUUAUCCCCAUUUUGUAGCUGAGAAAACAAUCACACAAGGGCCUGGGUUGGAAGGGCAGGUCUGAGGCCAACUACACAGCUUGUAAGGAGAAGGUGGAAGGGGAGCUGCCUUGUGCCACACGGUGGUUGGGACGGAAAGAGAACACGUAUCAGACCCGAACAGCGGUGUCCCGUGCCACCUCCGCCACCUCCAGGUCUGCUGCUUCACCCUGUCCAGCGCUACCCUAGACCCAGUAGGGACCGCAGCACCGUGUGGUGCCAGAGCCUGCGAGGACAGCCUGGGGUCCACGAGGACCAGAGAGCCAGUGCUGCACGUAUGUGCACACAUGCGCAUGCAAAUGUUCAGGUGCCACGCACUGCAUACGUGUCACGCGUUUGUGUGUGUGGUGUGUGCAGGUACAGUGCAUCGAGUGUGUGUUCUGCACAUGUGUGCACGUCCCGAGAGCACCAUGCAGUGGGGGCCCUCCCCACAAGCAGCAAAGACCAGAUCCCAGGCCACCUCCUAUAAACAUCUGCCAGGCCCCAGCCAGGGCGGGGUCCACCUGGAGCUCUCCCACUCCACUCCAGGGGCGUCUGCAGCCUCCCCCAGUUCUUCUGGGUGCCUAGUGGGCACAUCCACCCCUGAGCCAGGGUGUCAGGUCCCCAGGCGCCCAGAGGCUAAGUAGGAAUGCUGGCAAUCCACUGAGGCUCCCCUGCACACACCUGGUGCUGACCCAGCUUCAGAGGCCCAUUUGGUUAUGGCCUUUCCUCCCUCAUUUGCAUGCACUGUCCUGCAGGCCCAGCUGUGACCUUUGUCCCCAGAGGGAGGCACCUGCUGUGUCAAGAGCCUAGGCUCGGUGUGGGCACAGCCAGGCUCAGGGGCCCCAAAGUUUCCAGGCCUCAGACACUUAGCAGGGCAACAGCCCAGACCUUCCAGUUGCACUGUUCCCACCUUGGGGCCCUCCCCACCCCAGCCACAGGGUGGAGACCAAGCUGGCGGGCUGGUCUGUCCCCUGAGGCUGUAGAUGGAGUUCCCCACCCCUGGCUGCUAACAGCCCUCUCCAGGGCUGGAGACAGGUGUUUCUGUACCUACUCCUCGGGGCACCGGCACCUCCCACAGGCAGCUGGAGACCCCAGGACCCUCUCCCAGAGACAUCCUGAGUGUUCUCCCUCCCUUCCAGGAAUGGGGUGGGUGCAGAGCGGUUUGGGCACAGGCACGGAACAAGAUCAUGGUCCGUGGUUGCUCAGCCAGGGAGCCUGGUUGUGACAUCAGGAUCAAAGAGUCCAGAGAGUUGCAAACCUACUGGGCGGGGAAUCAAGGGUGUCUCCAGGGGCCCCCCGGGCUCAGCAGGUGCAGACAGGCGAGGACUUUGCUAAGCAAAUUCCCUGCACACACCCUACCCCACUUCAUCGUAUCUGGGGCCCCCACCCCGUUCUCUCAUUUGCCAUCCCUGCCAUGCCCGGCCUCGCUCUCCUGGGCCUCACGGCUCUCCUGGGCCUCACGGCUCUCUUGGACCAUGGGGAGGGCGCAACGUCGUGCUUGUCACAGCAGCUCAGGAUGCAGGGGGACUAUGUGCUGGGUGGGCUCUUCCCUCUGGGCUCUGCCGAGGGUACAGGUCUUGGCGACAGGCUGCAGCCCAAUGCCACCGUGUGCACCAGGUUCUCGUCUCUGGGCCUGCUCUGGGCGCUGGCCGUGAAGAUGGCGGUGGAGGAGAUCAACAACGGGUCUGCCCUGCUGCCCGGGCUGCACCUGGGCUAUGACCUCUUUGACACGUGUUCAGAGCCCAUGGUGGCCAUGAAGCCCAGCCUCGUGUUCAUGGCCAAAGCAGGCAGCUGCAGCAUUGCCGCCUACUGCAAUUACACACAGUACCAGCCCCGCGUGCUGGCCGUCAUCGGGCCCCACUCGUCCGAGCUCGCCCUCGUCACCGGCAAGUUCUUCAGCUUCUUCCUUGUGCCUCAGGUCAGCUACGGCGCCAGCACCGACCGGCUGAGCAACCGGGAGAUCUUCCCGUCCUUCUUCCGCACGGUGCCCAGCGACCGAGUGCAGGUGGCGGCCAUGGUGGAGCUGCUGCAGGAGCUCGGCUGGAACUGGGUGGCGGCGGUGGGUAGUGACGACGAGUAUGGCCGGCAGGGCCUGAGCCUCUUCUCCGGCCUGGCCAACGCCAGGGGCAUCUGCAUUGCGCAUGAGGGCCUGGUGCCACUGCCGCCAGGCAGCCUGCGGCUGGGCGCCCUACAGGGCCUGCUGCGCCAGGUGAACCAGAGCAGCGUGCAGGUGGUGGUGCUGUUCUCCUCCGCCCACGCGGCCCGCACCCUCUUCAGCUACAGCAUCCGCCGCAAGCUCUCACCCAGGGUGUGGGUGGCCAGUGAGGCCUGGCUGACCUCAGACCUGGUCAUGACGCUGCCCGGCAUGCCUGGGGUGGGCACCGUGCUGGGCUUCCUGCAGCAGGGCGCCCCGAUGCCGGAGUUCCCAUCCUACGUGCGGACCCGCCUGGCCCUGGCCGCUGACCCUGCCUUCUGCGCCUCGCUGGACGCUGAACAGCCAGGCCUGGAGGAGCACGUGGUGGGGCCACGCUGCCCCCAGUGUGACCACGUCACGCUAGAGAACCUAUCGGCGGGGCUGCUGCACCACCAGACCUUCGCUGCCUACGCGGCUGUGUAUGGCGUGGCCCAGGCCCUCCACAACACACUGCGCUGCAACGCCUCGGGCUGCCCCAGGCGGGAGCCUGUGCGGCCCUGGCAGCUCCUAGAGAACAUGUACCACGUGAGCUUCCGUGCUCGCGGCCUGGCACUGCAGUUCGACGCCAGCGGGAACGUGAACGUGGAUUACGACCUGAAACUGUGGGUGUGGCAGGACCCGACGCCCGAGCUGCGCACCGUAGGCACCUUCAAGGGCCGCCUGGAGCUCUGGCGCUCUCAGAUGUGCUGGCACACGCCGGGGAAGCAGCAGCCCGUGUCCCAGUGCUCCCGGCAGUGCAAGGAGGGCCAGGUGCGCCGCGUGAAGGGCUUCCACUCUUGCUGUUACGACUGCGUGGACUGCAAGGCGGGCAGUUAUCAGCGCAACCCAGAUGACCUCCUCUGCACCCAGUGUGACCAGGACCAGUGGUCCCCAGACCGGAGCACACGCUGCUUCCCCCGCAAGCCCAUGUUCCUGGCAUGGGGGGAGCCAGCUGUGCUGCUACUGCUCGCGCUGCUGGCUCUGGCGCUGGGCCUGGCGCUGGCGGCCCUGGGGCUCUUCCUCUGGCACUCGGACAGCCCGCUGGUUCAGGCCUCAGGUGGGCCACGGGCCUGCUUUGGCCUGGCCUGCCUGGGCCUGGUCUGCCUCAGUGUCCUCCUGUUCCCUGGCCAGCCAGGCCCUGCCAGCUGCCUGGCCCAGCAGCCGCUGUUCCACCUCCCACUCACUGGCUGCCUGAGCACGCUUUUCCUGCAAGCGGCCGAGAUAUUUGUGGGGUCGGAGCUGCCACCAAGCUGGGCUGAGAAGAUGCGUGGCCGCCUGCGGGGGCCCCGGGCCUGGCUGGUGGUGCUGCUUGCUAUGCUGGCAGAAGCCGCAUGGUGUGCCUGGUACCUGGUAGCCUUCCCGCCGGAGGUGGUGACGGACUGGCGGGUACUGCCCACAGAGGCGCUGGUGCACUGCCACGUGCACUCCUGGAUCAGCUUUGGCCUGGUGCAUGCCACUAACGCCAUGCUGGCCUUCCUCUGCUUCCUGGGCACUUUCCUGGUGCAGAGCCGGCCAGGCCGCUACAAUGGUGCCCGCGGCCUCACCUUUGCCAUGCUGGCCUACUUCAUCACCUGGAUCUCCUUUGUGCCCCUCUUUGCCAAUGUGCACGUGGCCUACCAGCCUGCCGUGCAGAUGGGCGCCAUCCUCCUCUGUGCCCUGGGUAUCCUAGCCACCUUCCACCUGCCCAAGUGCUACCUGCUGCUGCAGCGGCCGGAGCUCAACACCCCUGAGUUCUUCCUGGAAGACAAUGCCAGAGCACAGGGCAGCAGUUGGGGGCAGGGGAGGGGAGAAUCGGGGCAAAAACAAGUGACACCUGAUCCAGUGACCUCACCGCAGUGAGCCUACUAGACUUAGUUGAGAUGCCCCCAAACUGAGUUCUUAUGAAGCAACCCAGACAGUACCUCAACUGCUGAGACCACCCCCAGUUCUAGAUCUUGACAGCAGGCUGACCGCUGACCUGGAUGCCACAAUGAUCCUUGGGCCUGCAGCACUCAGGAAGGUCCUCAGCACCCACCUGGGGCCCCAGAGAGACUCUGCCCCUGUCCCAGCCAAGCCCUGGCCAGGGCCUACCCAGGUGAUCCAGCCCUACUGUCCCAGAAUAAAGCCAACAAAAAUUUCCUCGGGGCUCCUUAGCUCAGGCCAAGAGCUCAGGCAGGCCCCUAGCCAGACCACUUGAAGGCCAAGCUGGGCAUCACUUGCCUGGCCAGGCCCAGCCUGGAGACCCCAGCCAGCACCCCCUCCAAGCAUCACAGGGGUGGGAGGUUGGUGGGUGGUGGUCGGCUGUGCUGACUCCUCCGCAGAGGCACGUGACAGACCGUGGUUCCCAGAGCGGUGCAGGAAUAGUGAGCAGGGCAGAAGCCCACUUAGUGGGGGAGGGAGACACCCAAACUCUUCCCCUCCCUGGCCCAACCCAAGCGGGUAAAAUGGGGUCAGCCGCCACCAGCACCGUGGACAGAGCCCAGGCAGGGUGGUGGUGGGACUCAGCACCACGGCCAGCACCCACGACGAAGACCCCUGGAGCCGGGAGGCAGCACCACGGACAGAAGACCAGCCACCGGGACUCUGCUGGCAGCCAGCACCGGGGACAGAGCCUUGUGGCUGACCGGGAACCCAGAGCGCAGCACCUGGCCAGUCCUGGGUCAGCUCCUAGCCAGGCCCUGGGGAGGCUGGACAAGUCUUCUAAGGUACCCCGGCAGGAGAGAAGAGACAGUCCACACGUCAGUCCCAUAAAAUUAAAUGCUUUUUAGUCUUUAAAAUAGCAUUUACACAGAAGCAGCUCUAUUAACUAUCUGGACGGACACUCUGACUUGAUACAGUAUCUACAGCGCAGAUGUGUGCAGGCCAGAAACGCCAGGAAGGAAGCGGCGUGAGUGGGUGGGCAGUCACCUGAGGACAGCAAGGAAGGGUGGGCUGCCUACCCCCUCUCCCCCAGACCCUGCCCCUGCAGCAGCUGCGUGCAUCUGUGCCCUCUGCCCCUCAGGGUCACAUCCCCACCACUGCUAACUCAAACACAUGCCUCUCCUGUCUCUCCCUCACCAACCCUCCCACUUUCAGACACAACCUGUGUCCCUGCAUUCAGUCUGAGUCCCGGGGGCAGGGGGGCAGCUCACCUGGCCACCACCUUCCCCAGGGCACACA
Lynx canadensis (Canada lynx) is the source of this 5494-nucleotide messenger RNA. It is a transcript of the gene TAS1R3, whose product is annotated as taste 1 receptor member 3. Bases 1598 to 4195 code for a protein of 865 amino acids. Gene Ontology annotation, molecular function: sweet taste receptor activity; G protein-coupled receptor activity. Gene Ontology annotation, cellular component: membrane. NCBI's taxonomy places the organism in Eukaryota, Metazoa, Chordata, Mammalia, Carnivora, Felidae. The transcript has 6 exons. The record is from RefSeq and is a predicted model, not a curated record. Gene Ontology annotation, biological process: G protein-coupled receptor signaling pathway; sensory perception of umami taste; sensory perception of sweet taste.